GGCAGGAAAGGGCAGGUCUGCGCCGCGGCUCCCGCUCGCUCCCGCGGCGACUCGUGGUCGGGGCCGCGCGGGAGCGACAUGCCUGCGCGCCCGGGCUUGUGACCCGCUCGGGGAUGGACAGCGGCUCCGUGGCGGGCGAGCGGCCGAAGCGCACGCCGGGCCGUCAGCGGCUCCUGCCCUCCGGCUGCAGAGUUCCUGUGCGCCUCGGCAUCUCCCCGGUGCCCGGCGGACGAAGCUGGCUGAGGCCUCGCUUACGGGCCGCCCGCGCGUCCCCGCUGCUGCUCCUCCUGCUCGUGCCCUCCCCGCGCCUGGCCGCCACCGCCCCGCGUAGGACGCUGGCUGAGUGCACGCGCCCGGGGCACGCCGUCCCCGUGGCCGCGCUCGGCGCCGGCAGGAACUCGCAAUGCCGUCUGUCACUGGGCGCCGGGCGUGUGGCCGCGCUGGCGAGCAGCCGGAGAGAGCUCAGCCUGUCUGCUGGGUGCCCACAGCUGGAGCACAGAAAGGGGAACUUGCCCUCUUCUGUGAGUCGGAAGCUCUACUUUGACACCCACGCUUUGGUGUGCUUACUUGAAGCAAAUGGAUUUACCACUCAACAAUCGGAAAUCAUUAUGUCUGCGUUGGUCAAGAUCACAGAGACCAACAUGAAUAUCAUCUACAGCGAUACGGUCACCAAGGUGCAGCAGGAGAUCACUCUUCAGCAGAUAAUGUCUAAUAUUGCUAACGUGAAGAAAGAUAUGGUGAUCCUGGAGAAGAGUGAGUUUUCGGCCCUCCGAGCAGAAAAUGAGAAAAUAAAACUUGAACUCCACCAGUUAAAACAGCAAAUGAUGGAUGAAAUACUCAAAGUCCGGACAGACACCAAAUUAAACUUCAAUCUAGAGAAGAGCAGAGUAAAAGAAUUGUACUCAUUGAACGAGAAGAAGAUGCUGCAGCUGAGGACAGAAAUGGUGUCCCUGCACGCCCAGCAAGACAGAGCCCUGACCCAGACAGACAGGAAGAUAGAAACUGAGGUGGCUGGCCUCAAGACUUUGCUGGAGGCGCACAAGCUGGACACGAUCAAAUACUUAGCAGGGUCUGUGUUUACGUGCCUAACAGUAGCUCUGGGAUUUUAUCGCCUGUGGAUAUAAUAAAGUGCCUAUUUAAAGAAAUUUCUAUCGUUUUGCCUUAAGAGUACAAGAUUGUUGUCCCAUCUACCCCAUCCUACUUUUUGCUUCUUGUUUCAAGUUUUAAUCCUAAUUUGACUUCAUGCAUAUUGCUUAUUUUUGUGCAACUGUGGAUCCGUAACCAAGGUGACGAAGUCGGGAUUUCUGUAAUUCUUCAGCGCUCCCCUCUUUAGUUGACUUUCUGACCGAGCAGUGUGGACCACGCUUUCAAGACUCCAUUCGACCAAAGCAGUGGACUUGGUCUAAAGCUGCAGUAUAUGACAAAAAUAAAUACUGGUGUCGUCCUCGGCCGCUUUAAGUAGUUUGUAAGGUGGAGAACUCGGGAACUCAUUUUGAAGACAAAAUAGCUUUAAAUCUGAAGAAUCCUUGGAGUCCAACCCAGAAUACCAGCUCUUCUCCUCCUCAUCAACAGCCGCUCCCCCUUGGCCUAGCUUCCAGCUGCAGGAGCUGCAGCGUCAAGGAGGCUGCGCUGGUGCACCUAGGGGCCUUUGUUUUCAUUGUCUUGGUGAAAAUGCGGUGCUUGUUGUUGCUGCGCCUGCAGCUGGGAGUCCUGGUGCCUAACGCAGCUUUGUGAUCUAAGCACAAGUUCUUUCACUGCUGCCAAUCAUGUGUUUCUGGUAUUGAGACAAGGGCUUGUUAUUUAGUCCAGGCUGGCUUUGAACUCAGUCCCGCGUCAGUGCCGCCACACCUAGUCUCUGUCUUUCAGACGGCUAGCUUUCCCCUCUUCAUCCUCUUACUUUCCUUCACCAUGUGGGAGCUCACCACACUCAUGGCGUUACCUCCCUAGAAAACGUAGAAUUCUUAGAAUGAAACCCCGCUUCAGUUUGGGGUUUUGAGUAAACGCCCUUCUGGUUA
This is a messenger RNA of Chionomys nivalis (European snow vole), 2015 nucleotides long. It is a transcript of the gene Mcur1, whose product is annotated as mitochondrial calcium uniporter regulator 1. The record is from RefSeq and is a predicted model, not a curated record. Gene Ontology annotation, cellular component: mitochondrion; mitochondrial inner membrane. Gene Ontology annotation, biological process: positive regulation of mitochondrial calcium ion concentration; calcium import into the mitochondrion. Bases 114 to 1124 code for a protein of 336 amino acids. The transcript has 9 exons. NCBI's taxonomy places the organism in Eukaryota, Metazoa, Chordata, Mammalia, Rodentia, Cricetidae.